UUCUCCUGGGUUUGCCCAGCAAGAAGGCAUACGUAGUAGGCUAUUGGUAGGCUUGCUUCAGGGAAGCGGGAAGGUAGGUCUGCACAAACUCACAUUCCUUACCCAACCACCCCAGCCCUUGUUUUGCCUAUCUGCCGAUAUCUAUAGAGCUAAGGAAGUGUUUUUGGAACGUCACCCUGCCUGACCCCUUGCAGCCUUUGAACUCACCCAUGCAGAUCCCUAGGACCUGAAUCUUGCUGAGCAAGGAAUCAACCAGGGCUGAUGAAGAAACCCAGAGAGGUGGAGGCCAUGCUUCUGCCACUGAAGAUGCCAGGAGUGUCAAGAUGCUGGCAACAGCAAAAGAACAGCUUGCCAUAGCCAUACAGAAUUCAUUGACCUAUGAUGAUGUGCAUAUCAGCUUCAGUUGCAAAGAGUGGGCUUUGCUGGAUGCUUCCCAGAAGAGACUCUACAAAGAUGUGAUGCUGGAAACCUACAGUAACCUUACUGCUAUAGGCUACAAAUGGGAAGACCAUAAUAUCGAAGAACAUUGUCAAAGAUUUCGAAGACAUGGAAGGCAUAAAAGAAGUCGUACUGAAGAGAGACCCUAUGAAUGUAGGCAAUGUGGUAAAACCUUUUCCCAUCGGUGUUAUCUCCAUAACCAUGAAAGAAGACAUACUGGAGAGAAACCCUAUGAAUGUAAUCAAUGUGGAAAAGCCUUUGCAAAUCGAAGUCAUCUCAACAUUCAUAAAAGGAGCCACACUGGAGAGAAACCCUAUCCAUGUAAUCAUUGUGGAAAAGCCUUUUCACAACAGAGUCAUCUCAACAUUCAUAAAAGAAUCCAUACUGGAGAGAAACCCUAUCAAUGUAAUCAAUGUGAAAAAGCUUUUACAGAUUACACUCAUCUUAGAAGACAUGAAAUAAUUCAUACUGGAGUGAAACCCUAUGAAUGUAAUCAAUGUGGUAAAGCCUUUUCAAAACAUGGUAGUCUCCAAACACAUAAAAGAACUCAUACUGGAGAGAAACCCUAUCAAUGUAAUCAUUGUGGAAAAGCUUUUGCAGAUUACAGUUAUGUUAAAUUACAUGAAAGAACUCAUACUGGAGUGAAACCCUAUGAAUGUAAUCACUGUGGGAAAGCCUUUUCACAACGGAGCCAUCUCCAAAUUCAUAAAAGAACGCAUACUGGAGAAAAACCCUAUGAAUGCAAGCAAUGUUAUAAAACUUUUGCAAAUUGCAGUGCUCUUAAAAUACAUGACAGAACUCAUACUGGAGUGAAACCGUAUGAAUGUGAUCAAUGUGGGAAAGCCUUUUCACACCACAAUAGUCUCCAAACACAUAAAAGAACUCAUACUGGAGAGAAACCCUAUGAAUGUAAUGAAUGUGGGAAAGCCUUUGCAAAACACAGUGGUCUCCAGUCGCAUAAAAGAACUCAUACUGGAGAGAAACCCUAUGAAUGUAAGCAAUGUGGGAAAGCCUUUUCACAAUGGAGUCAUCUCAAAAUUCAUAAAAGAACUCAUAUUUGAGUGAAAACCUAAGAAUGUGAUUAAUGUGGGAAAGACUUUUCAGACUACAAUAGUCUCCAAGCACAUAAAAUAAUUCAUA
Messenger RNA from Peromyscus eremicus (cactus mouse), 1578 nucleotides. Its product is annotated as zinc finger protein 431-like. Gene Ontology annotation, biological process: regulation of transcription by RNA polymerase II. Gene Ontology annotation, molecular function: RNA polymerase II cis-regulatory region sequence-specific DNA binding; DNA-binding transcription factor activity, RNA polymerase II-specific. The coding region runs from base 324 to 1499 and encodes 391 amino acids. Lineage: Eukaryota; Metazoa; Chordata; Mammalia; Rodentia; Cricetidae. The transcript has 4 exons. Gene Ontology annotation, cellular component: PcG protein complex; transcription regulator complex. The record is from RefSeq and is a predicted model, not a curated record.